CGACAGCGGAGAGACCCACUUCUGAGCUCCCAGUUGAGGCUUGGGCAGUCGGGACGCCGAGUCGGCGCCGACACGGCCCAGGUCUCACAGGGACGCGCACGCUGGGGCAGGUGCUUGUCCGGCCCAUGCCGCUACGCGUUGCGGCCCUGCUUCAAGCAGGUUCUGCCUCCGCAGCAACCGCAACCUCGGCACAGCCCGUGUGCCAAACUGGCAAUGAGGGCAGAGCCAGCGACGUUGCCGCUGCAUUGUCAGGCUCCGGGAUGACUGCCGCGCUGAUGCUGGUGCUGGCGGCAGCGUUCCUGUGGCGGCAGUGGCGCCAGCUGCAGUGGCAUGCCGUGGCGCGUCGUCCCUCUGGCCAGACGGCACCCUGGCCUGCAGCCGGCGUGCAGGAACAGCAUGGCCGGGGGCAGGCAGAGCAGCCAGUGGCCCAGCCGCUGCAGCAGGAGGCCGAUGAGCAGCCAGGGCCACGGGGUCCCCAGGACAAAGGACAGCAGCAGGAGGGAGGUGGCCUGGUGUCGCUAACGGCAACGACUGUGUCGCUGGAGCUCAAGACGCCUUCCACGGUCUCUCCCUUUGCGGCAGCAGCAGCCGGUCUGCAGCCUUUUGCAAGCCCGACGCGGCCUGAGCAGCAGCAGACGCAGCAGGCACCACAGCAUGCGCCACGAUUGGAUGGUCGGCGCUCCCCGCCGCACCUCAGCACCGCGCAGCUGCCCCUCGCCCGGCUGCCGGGCAGCGGCGACAGCAGCAGCAGCAUCGGUAGCGUGGCCUCAGCCGUGGGCAUCACCGCACCUGACCGUGCCUCGCUGAGCGAGCUGCGUGCUGAGCUGCUGUCCGAGAGCGGGGCGCUGCCUCUGUCUCAGCUUGGAGCCACGGUGCCUGGCGGUUUCUCCUGGGAGCAGCAGCCAUCGCAGCAGCAGCACCAGGUUGAGCAGAGCACAGAGCCAAGCAGCUCCUCGCACCCACACCUCUGGUGGAAGUUGGCACCAACAGAGGUGGAGAUCUGCCGGCGGCCGGAUGGCUCGCUAUGGCAGCUGGGCGCAGGCGGGUUUGGGCGUGUCUACAAGGCCAUGCGGUUUGGUGUGCAGCCGGUGGCAGUCAAGGUUCUAGCGCCUGCCGCCGAGGCGCGCCACGGCGUGCUGGAGGACUUCCAGCGCGAGGUCCAGCUGCUCAAGGCCUGCAUAGACCCCUCCAUUGUGCGCUUUUUGGGAGCCAGCCUGUCCCGCGACUUCACCAUGCUGGUCACUGAGUACUGCGAAGGCGGCACCCUGUCGGCCAACCUGGCGGCGGGACGCAUCAGCUGGUAUCGGCGCGGCAAGCAGGUUGCGCUGGAUGUGGCGCGAGGCCUGGCCUUCAUGCACGGCCGCCGCCUGGUGCACUUCGACCUCAAGUCUGCAAACAUCCUGCUGGACAAGCACGGCAACGCCAAGAUCUCCGACAUGGGCAUGGCCAAGCUGCUGGCACAUGAGCUGUCGGCUGUGACCGGCAACCUGGGCACCCUGAGCUGGGCGGCGCCUGAGAUGCUGCUGGGGCAGCGCUGCACCGAGAAGGCCGACAUCUACAGCUUUGGCGUGGUUCUCUGGGAGCUGUGCACAGCGUGCGUGCCGGUGCGGGGCCGCAUGCGGAAGCUGCGGGUCCCCGCCGACUGCCCCGCCCAGGUGGCGGCGCUGGUGGAUGACUGCAUGGAGCCAGACCCCACGCUGCGCCCCUCUGCGCAGCAGCUGGUGGAGCGGCUGCUGCUUGCGCCGGCUGCGCCGUCGCCGGAACAGGGCGCUGGCGAGGCGCCACAGGCGCAGCCCAGGCGUCAGCGACAAGAUGGGACGGCAGCACGGCCGCCGCUGCCGCGCAGGAUGAGCAUCCCCGUGGCAGCCGCCAGCAGCGAUGCGAGGCCAGAGACGCAAGCGACGCAGGAGCGGGGGCCACCGGCGCUGCAGCAGCACAGGGGCAGCCUGCCGCUACCCAAGCAGCCUGCUGGCACUGCCAGCUCGCCCGCUAUCCAGGCCUCUUGCAUCAGGCGCCACUCCUCAACCCCGCCCGAGUACCAGUCAGACGUGUAUGGCUUGGGCAUUUAGUAAGCGUCAACAUGGUAGUCUGCAGCCCAUUUACCACAUCUUCACUUUGCUGAAAUCUCUCUCAAUCCUCUUCUCAUGCCUUCCAGACAUUAUGACGAAUCCCUUGAUAAAAGGGACGCAACUCUUGCCCCUGCUGCUUCUUGCUUGGUCAUGCUUGCUGUUUGACUUGCUGUCUGAUUGUAGAGUAGCCAAAUGUAUCAUCAUGUACAGAACAAUCACAAC
Molecule: messenger RNA, 2291 nt
Organism: Chlorella variabilis
Lineage: Eukaryota; Viridiplantae; Chlorophyta; Trebouxiophyceae; Chlorellales; Chlorellaceae
Exons: 9
Coding region: 126-2069 (647 amino acids)
Biological process (GO): protein phosphorylation
Molecular function (GO): protein kinase activity; ATP binding
Source: RefSeq, a predicted model, not a curated record